This is a messenger RNA of Jaculus jaculus (lesser Egyptian jerboa), 3392 nucleotides long. RefSeq names its product TIMP metallopeptidase inhibitor 2 (gene Timp2). Gene Ontology annotation, biological process: negative regulation of endopeptidase activity; negative regulation of membrane protein ectodomain proteolysis. The coding region runs from base 1 to 663 and encodes 220 amino acids. Gene Ontology annotation, cellular component: extracellular matrix. The record is from RefSeq and is a predicted model, not a curated record. The transcript has 5 exons. Gene Ontology annotation, molecular function: metalloendopeptidase inhibitor activity; protease binding. Lineage: Eukaryota; Metazoa; Chordata; Mammalia; Rodentia; Dipodidae.
AUGGGCGCCGCGGCCCGCAGCCUGCGGCUCGCGCUCGGCCUCCUGCUGCUGGCGACGCUGCCGCGCCCGGCCGACGCCUGCAGCUGCUCCCCGGUGCACCCGCAACAGGCAUUUUGCAAUGCAGACGUAGUGAUCAGGGCCAAAGCAGUCAGCGAGAAGGAGGUGGACUCCGGGAACGAUAUCUACGGCAACCCCAUCAAGAGGAUUCAGUAUGAGAUCAAGCAGAUCAAGAUGUUCAAAGGACCUGACAAGGACAUAGAGUUUAUCUACACCGCCCCCUCCUCGGCAGUGUGCGGAGUGUCGCUGGAUGUUGGAGGAAAGAAGGAAUAUCUCAUUGCAGGAAAGGCUGAGGGGAACGGCAAGAUGCAUAUCACCCUCUGUGACUUCAUUGUACCCUGGGACACGCUGAGCACCACCCAGAAGAAGAGUCUGAACCACAGGUACCAGAUGGGCUGUGAGUGCAAGAUCACGCGCUGCCCCAUGAUCCCGUGCUACGUCUCCUCCCCGGACGAGUGCCUCUGGAUGGACUGGGUCACAGAGAAGAACAUCAACGGGCACCAGGCCAAGUUUUUCGCCUGUAUCAAGAGAAGUGAUGGCUCCUGUGCGUGGUACCGCGGGGCGGCGCCCCCCAAGCAGGAGUUUCUUGACAUUGAGGACCCUUAAGCAGGCCAGCGGGGCCCCUGUGGCUGACUGAAAGCCUCCCAGGGUUUAGACUGGUCCAGUUCUGACAUCCCUUCCUGGAAACAGCAUGAAUAAAACAAUCACCCAAGUGGGUCCACAUUUGUGUGAUUCUGCCCCCACCCCCAUUCUCCCUAUACAUGGUAGUGGGUCUGGACGGACAGGCGGGACAGGGUCCCUGCUAUCCUCCUCCCUCUGCCAGUGUGGGCACCAUGUGUCUCAGUCUUUGAUCCUUGGGUACAGACAAGGGUGGGACGCAGAUUUCCUUGGCACUGUCAUAGACACCACAGGCAGCACGUAGGGGUCCUGGCCCUGUCAGGGCAAAGCCUGGAAAUGUGCAUUUUGCAGAAACACUUGAAGGUUGUUGCAAGACUGUGUAGCCGGCCUACCGAGUCCUUUCCUCCUGAGAGGGGCAUGUCCCUCGUUCUCUGCAGCAGUGCCCUUCUGUCCUAGGGAAGCAGUCCCUGGCCAUUGUAAGUGCCCCCAUCUCCCUUGGGUCUGCUACGGGCUCCCAGCACCUUCUUGUCCAAGAGAAGCCCUAGGACCAGUGGCUCAUGUGUGGAGGAGCCCCACUCAACCCCCUGAGUCUGCAGAGUUCCAGCAAAGCCUCCGAUGGGCACAUGGGCAUGUGGAGUCCUUGCUGAGCCACGUUUCAGUUCCAGCCAAAUCAUCUUCCCCACCCUUUCCUCAGCCCCUAGUGGGGAUCUGUGAGGUCCCCUGAUGGGGGCAGGAAUCUGAAAGGAUGGGCGCCCAGCUGGCCUCCUAGUUUAGUCCUGAGCUGCUCAAGCUGACCUUGCCCCCUUUCUGACUGGCAUCAGGUGCCUGGCUUGAACCACACAGCUCCGCUUUCUGUGUGCAGUGUGUGCAGUCUCAAGGGGGCUGGCCGCCUUUCCUGUUUGCACAAGCGAAGAUGUAAAACGCUGGUCUUGCAGUGCUCCUGCAGUGAAAUCUCCUUAUGAGACAGACAGUGAUGACUCCCGUGGAUCUCUGUACGUGUCAGUAGCUAAACACAUCAAGUCCCACCUGGGGAAGGAAGACUCCUGAGAGGCAGGCAGCUUGCAGGGUGCUCUCCCUUCUUUCCGGGUCCCCCGGGACACUGUGGCCUGUUUUAAGAGACAUCACAUUUCCCUAAAGAUGAAUUCUCAGAUAAUACGGGAAGCUGAGGUGCAGGUGUGCUAAGCGUUACUUCUGUUUCUUAUAGUCACAAAGACUGCCCACCCUUCGCAAGGAACAAGAGAGAACAGAAUCUCUGUGGUUUCCAAAAGCAGUUUUAUCAUGCUAAGAUGAUGGGGGUUAAGACAGGCAGAUGAUCUCUUUUUCUUAAAGAGCUGUCCCAAGGACACGCAUGUACAUUACAAAUGUGCACGCACGAGCACACACACACACACACACACACACACACACACACACACACAGUGAAACAAUUCUAACAGCUUGUGGGUGAUCCAUUUGAAAACUGCUUCCAAAGACCCCCUUUCUGUAAGCCUGUCCUAUCUGAAAGUGACCCCAAAGCAACUGUUAAGACUCCUGGUCCCCCUGGGACCUGGUCAGCUCUGAACUUGAUGACGUCCCUCUCUAGAACAGACUGGGAAAGAAUCCAGGAGUCAGCCUUGCCCCGCCCAGGGCGCCUCAUGCUGUACAGUGAUGUGGACUUGCUAGGACGCUGUCACGGACCAGCCCAUGUGAUGCCAGUAUACGCACCAGACCCACCAGUCACCAUAGCAACCCUGCCCGUUCGCUUCUCCUAUGGUGGUAUCAUAUGUAACAUUGCUCCUGUCUCUACUGGUUUAGGAAAGGUUUUUGGUUUUUGACUUCCGCUGUAAACAUUCCUGUGCUUUUUUUUUUUUUUUAAUACCUUUGGUAGGUGUUAGACUUGCACUUUUAAAACAAAAGAAGAAGAAAGUUGUGCAUUGAGGAAGCAUUUGACCCAGAGUGCUAGGCAUGGCCUGGUCAUUGGCCUGGGACCAGGGAACCCCUCUAAAGAUCCUUCCUUCCAUUCUCUGAGUAUCUUGACUUUUCUAGCCUCUCAUCCUCUUUGCUCUGGUUCAAAUUAUCACAGAGGACAGUAUCCCUGAGAAGAUUGGCUCUAGAUGGCCUUAUAUUUGAUCUAUACAUGUUGGCUUUUUAAUCAUGUUGAGCAGAGGAAGAAAAAAAAAAGCAAAAAGCAUAUCACAAUGAAGUUCCAGGUGACAUUUGAGUGACAGCCACUUAGAAACCUUCACAGCAAAUUACUUGCCAUAUAUAUAUAUAUAUAUAUAUAUAUAUAUAUAUAUAUAUAUAUAUGCAUAUACAUAUAUAAAUUAGUUUAAGAAAGAUCUCCACUUGGCAUUAAUUUAUGUUAUAUUUCUAUGCACUGCUCUUUUCUCCUAUCGUCAUCAUGCAAGCAACUCAAAAUAUUUAAAAUGAAGUUUACAUUGUAGUUGUUCCAAACCUUUGCUUGAUAAGUAUUAAGAAAUAUCUGUGAGCUCGCUGCCAUAAUUUAAAGCUUUGUUGAUCUUGUUUGUUUUUGUUUGGACUCUUUCUGUUGUUGGGGGGAGCGAUGUGUUCAUGCUGGCAUAUGAAGUCUGAAACCCCCCCCCCACCUCGUGCUGGGAACACGCGAGAGCUGUUGAAAGUCAACAAGUGAACUGCGCAUGUCUCCGAUGCUUUGUAUCAUUUUUGUUUUUUGAGUGAUCGCUCUGUCAAUGGACAAUAAACCAUAUUAUCAAAGAGAA